AUGAAGCUGAUCUCUGGACUUGCCACCCUUGUCUCCAUCGCGGCCGCCGCGCCAUCCAUGGUUGACCGGGCGUCCUCUCCCCUCAAUGUGAAGCUGGAGAAGGCGGGCAACUCGGCCAUCAAGGCUACUAUUUCCAACGUUGGCCAUGAGGACCUUCGGAUCUUCCGCCCGGGAUCCAUCUUUGACAGCUCGUCUGUCGAGAAGGCCAAGGUCAAAGCCGGCGACCGAGAGAUCGGAUUCGCUGGAAUUAGGAAGCGAGUUUCCACAUCCAAGAUUGCGGAUGCGUCAUUCCAGCACAUCUCCGCGGGCCAGUCGAUCGUAGUCACCUUUGACAUCGCCGCGACACACGACCUCUCAGCGGGUGGAGACUUCCACGUCGUAUCCGCUGGGAAACUCAUGAUCGCCGGUAAAUCUGGGGACAAUAAAAUUGUCAAGUCGCUGCCAUACCAGUCCAACGUGCUCGAGACGAAGAUCGACGGGGCACAGGCAGCGGCCGUGCGGGCAAAGGCCAAUAAGCAGUGGAAGCGCACCAAUGUCCAGAGCGACUGCACUGGAGAGCGGCUUUCCGUCACGGAACAGGCCCUCCAAAACUGCGAGUCCUUGUCGCGGACCGCGCAGCAGGCCGCUUCCUCGGGUCCCGCCGAGAAGAUGGAGGAGUUCUUCAAGGCGUCUGACAGCAACACCCGCAACACCGUCGCUGGGGUCUUUAGCCGUGUUGCUGAAGAAUGUGGCUCGACGAGCUCUGGCGCGUCCACCUACUACUGCACCGACGUCGGCAACUACUGCGAGAGCAACGUUUUGGCGUACACGGUGCCGAGCCAGAGCUACAUGGUGUACUGCGACCUCUACUUCAACGACCUUCCGCCGCUGACCAGCACUUGCCAUGCGCAGGAUCAGGCGACGACUAACCUUCAUGAGUGCACGCAUUUGACGGAGAUUCAGGGCACGGACGAUCUCGGCUACGGCUACGAUGCCAUUCUGCAGCUCUCUGCUUCCGAGGAACUCAACAAUGCCGACACGUACGCUGUGUUUGCCAACUCCCUGUAUGCUGGCUGCUAG
This is a messenger RNA of Purpureocillium lilacinum, 1059 nucleotides long. RefSeq lists its product as uncharacterized. The record is from RefSeq and is a predicted model, not a curated record. Lineage: Eukaryota; Fungi; Ascomycota; Sordariomycetes; Hypocreales; Ophiocordycipitaceae. Gene Ontology annotation, molecular function: metalloendopeptidase activity. Gene Ontology annotation, biological process: proteolysis.